AUGUCAAUGAAAUGUUUGAAUAUUAUAUCGUGUCUAUUAAUAGAUGUAGUGUGUCAGUGUGUUACGAAAAUGCUGUCUUUGGAAGAAGCAAAGAAAUAUAUGAUUGAUGUGUUUGGAAUAUUAAAUGUAGAUGAACUGCUGAGUAAUCGUAAUAAACUGGAGGUUAUUACAACCAUCAAUGAUGCUUACAGAGAGGUAGAACCGUACCAAAACAUAAUCAUGCUGGCUGAACCGCAGAGUAAAAGACGCCGACCAACUUGGACAGAGAUCACUGCAAAUGUGAAGAAGCGGUGCGGUGGAAUGUGUUUUACGCAUCAUAUGUUUCUAUUCGAAUUUUACAAGGCACUCAACUUUGAGGUUGCUCUCGUUCCAGCUCAGGUUUCGAACUACUGGAAUCAUACUGUAAUAUUAUUCAGAAACUUGGUCAAGCCAGGCGACCUUUAUCUCAUCGAUGAAGCUUCUGCUUAUCCGACGUUUAAUCCUAUAUGCUUAGAUUUUUCAGAGAAGUCUCCUAUAAUGUAUCAUUCCUUUCUGGAAUAUAGAUACACCAAACAUAACGGUUCUAUAUACAGAAUGCAUAGAAAGGGUGAUCAAGGGUACAGAACAUUUGAUCCUAAAACAAGUUUUUACAAAGAUGGAUGGAGAAAAUUCUCCGAGUUCAGAAUUGAAGAUGAAACAAAAGACGCAUCCUCAUUGAAUGAUAUUUAUGAUAAUGUUUUUACCAAUCCAAAUAUAACCCCCUUUCACAAAUCAUUACGGGUCAUUUAUUUCCCAGGAAAGAAAGCCAAAAUCAUCUGUAACAAGAAAGUUCUAUUAGAAGUGUGCGAUGGGGAACUUGAAGUGACGGAGUAUGAAUCAGAGGACGAUUUAAUUAAAUGCAUUAACGCUAUUUUACCAAUGCUGGGUGAAGAACUGAUAAGAAAAGCUUUGUCGCAUGUAGCUCUUUAUAAAUAA
This is a messenger RNA of Lottia gigantea (owl limpet), 954 nucleotides long. RefSeq lists its product as hypothetical. Gene Ontology annotation, molecular function: acetyltransferase activity. NCBI's taxonomy places the organism in Eukaryota, Metazoa, Mollusca, Gastropoda, Lottiidae. The coding region runs from base 1 to 954 and encodes 317 amino acids. The record is from RefSeq and is a predicted model, not a curated record. The transcript is spliced from 3 exons.